AUGGCGACAACAGCAGCACCAACAUAUUUCUCCUCGGCCACGAUCGAUGGCAGCAAUUUCGUUGAUGGAGCGAUCGGCGCGAACAAUCCAGUGAUACAGGUGGAGGAGGAAGCCGCAGACAUCUGGUGCGCAGAUACCGGCAACAUCAAGCCGCUCGUCAAAUGCUUCGUGUCAAUAGGCACUGGGCAUCCAGGUAUAAGGAGUAUCGCGGACAAGAGCCUCAAGCACCUUGUGGAAACGCUGCAGAAAGUCGCCACUGAGACAGAAGACACGAAUCAGCAAUUUGAAGCGAGGUGGAGAGAGUACAUGAUGAGUGGGCGAUGCUUUCGAUUCAAUGUCAGCAACGGGCUGGAAAACAUCAGGCUGGCAGAGUACGAAGAGAAGGAAUUAAUUAGACAGGCGACCAUGACGUAUCUGGAGAAGAGAGAGACAAUUGGGAGGGUUGUAGCAUGCGCAGAGAAUUUGAGGAAGAAGGAAUCAGCAUUCGUACAACAAAUGACAUACCACGACCGCGAGAGAACGCUCGUUCCUGGCAAGGCCACGGAGAUCGCCACCUCCUCAGAGAUCGUGGAGCUUAUCGCUCUCGGAAACUCAAACCUCAAGACCCCAUCCUCCCUACUUUCCACAGCCCACCUCCUUCGCGCACGCCACUACUUCUCCAAAGCCCUCCACUUCCUCCGCAACGACCCAUCAACAUCCAACAAGCAAGUUUCCCGCGUGUGCCAAAAGCUCAUGGAAACCAUGUUGCUUCUGAGUCAGAUAUCGCGUCCGGUCGCCGAGCGCAAAGAACACGCCGACCAAGCUCAAGGCUAUGGUGAAGUGGCGUUGGAGAAUGUGAUGAAAUGCGGCGAUGAGUGCAUGGUGGCGCAGGUCGAGUUUAUGCUGGCUUGUGUUACGGCGUGGAAGGUGUAUUUGAGGAUGAAGGGUGGUGAGGAGGGAGCAGGUGGAAGAGAAGGUGUGAGGGUGCUGAUGGAGUCGCGGUUGGGUGGUCUGAGGGCGUUUCCAAAGCUCCAGAUGGAGCACUAUGAGGGGCAAGCGAGGACUUACUUGGGUUAUCUAGAGUAA
Molecule: messenger RNA, 1065 nt
Organism: Parastagonospora nodorum SN15
Lineage: Eukaryota; Fungi; Ascomycota; Dothideomycetes; Pleosporales; Phaeosphaeriaceae
Exons: 3
Coding region: 1-1065 (354 amino acids)
Biological process (GO): arachidonate metabolic process
Cellular component (GO): membrane
Source: RefSeq, a predicted model, not a curated record